GAAUCCAAUUUGCGCGUGUCGCACAACUUCCUCCUCGAUUUCCUCAUCUUGGCCAUAGAAAAUUACGUCGAUACACACGAUGAAAUCCACAAAAGCACCUCCUUCGGACCCCUCUUCGAGCCGCAGAGCUCAGCCUCUACGGCAAACACGAAACAAUCCACCAAGAUCCUCUAUCUCUGGUUCUCGACCUUUGGGGUCAAGAGGUUCGAUUGGCGGCGGUGAUGGAGUAUCGAAUGCGGAUCAGACCGUCGAAAUAUUCCCUGCGAUAACCCAGUUCGCAGAUGCUAUAUCUGCAUUGCCAAAGGAACUCGUGCGACACUUUACAUUACUGAAAGAAGUCGAUGCGAAAGUAUUUGGGCCAGAAGAAGAGCUCGCAAGACUCGUCGACAUUGCGCUCAACACCCCACCACCGACAACACUCAAUUAUCCUUUCAACUCAAGAUCAGCAUCUACAAAUGGGCUUCAUAGCUUAUCCAAUCUAAACAAUUCAUUAACAAAUGGCAACGGCGGUCAUGCGGGCUCGUCGACGGAGAUGCAAGGGGAAUCGUUCGCUCCCGUCAACCCAGCGUAUGCUAUCUAUCAUGCUCCUAACAUGCCUAGAAGAAGGCAAUUCCAAGCAUGUGCUAGUUAUAUGCAAAAUAUGUUGGUCUCUCUCGAUGAAAAAAACCAUGUCAUCUCAACGGCUGGCGAAGCACUAAACAAACAACUCUCGCGUCUUGAUCAAUGUUUUCCGCACAUCGAAAACGAAGUAAGCGAAGAAGCACGGCACGGCAGUACUACACAUUGGGCAUAUCCCGAGAACAGAACAUCUAGGGCGAAUCCUGUUGGUAGCUCUAGAAGGGAUGCCCCUCCUGUCAAUAAUACUAGUGCUGCGGCCCAGCAAGUGGCCGAAGAACACGCUGCGAGGAGUGAUUCUAGGAAGCAAGCAUUGCUUGCAAGAAAAGGAGCCAAGACCCAGCAUGCAGACUCAGAUUUCGAUGAUACUCACGAAGGAAGAAAGGCAGAUUCAAACAAAAGACCACACGGAAAUAGCAAGGCUCGGAAAGCUGCUACUGCUACUGCCGCCGAGACCACAGCGAAUGUUGGACUUGGAAUAACGAAUGGAAAUGGCACAAAUGGAAAUCCACCGAAAAGGCGAAAGGUUGAGAAAACUACGAAUGCCGGUUCAUCAACGGAACGUGCUCUGAAUGGCGUUUUUGGUAUCAAUGGAUCCGCGUCAAAGGGCAAGGCAGCGAGUCCUAGGGCAACCCCAGCACCAGAUGGAACCAAGAAACCGGCCAGAGCUAGAGCAGCACCAAAUGGACAAGCAAGAAAAAGGAACAAUACGACGACUUCUGCAAUGUCGCCCUCGUUAGCAUCCUCUCCAAUUCGAACUACAUUUCCUGAUAUUAAGCCUCCGGGACGAGCAUCCCCUGCUCCUGUGAAUGGUGGAAGACCGGCUUCAGCAAGGGCUCGACAGAAUUCAGUACAAUCACUUGCGGAUACAACACGACAAGCUCAAUCUUCAGCUUCGCACAAGCUAAACGGAAAUACGCCUGGCACGCCCGACCUGGCAGCAGCAGCAAGUGUAACAGGGAAAACUGUCCCAGAAGUAAAGGCAACAAUGAAAGAGGCCGGUACAAAUGGUAAGGGAGAGCAUGUCCUUGAGGAUGCUCAACCACAAAAUCCAGAAGUCCUAGGUGCCAUAGUAGUAGGGAACAGCAGAGAAAGUAUGAAGCGAGAGGAGACUGUAGAAUCAAAUGGAGAUUCUAUGCAGGGAAUUCAAUCAACAACGAUAACAACAAAGAGUGGCAGAGCAAGCAAACCUUCAACGCCGGCAAUGCCUUCUUUCGUCGAACCACCUCGUUCAAGAUCAUCGCGCAGCAUUCCAGACACCAUAUCCACAGCCAAAAGAAGUCAUAAGAAAGGUGCAGGCGCAGCGGCUCAACUCAUCGCCCAACAAAAUUUGGAGCCCGAUGAUACGACAAGCAGUGCCCAAGGUGAUGAUGAAGACAUUGAAAUAGACGCAGAUGAGCCUACCUACUGUUACUGCAAUGGCGUUAGUUACGGGGAGAUGGUAGCCUGUGAUAAUGGUAGUUGUCAGAAGGAGUGGUUCCAUCUUGAAUGCGUGGGCCUCAAAAUUGCACCUAGAGGCAAUGCAAAAUGGUACUGUGAUGAUUGUAAAGAGAAAAUGAAGAACAAGCGAUUCAACAACGGACGAUAACGAACACCGGCCAUAUUAUAGCAGGACAAUGGAGUUUUUAGUACGUUUUUGAUACCUGGAUGGCUCAUUCAUUGUAACUUUACGGCGCAUGCAGAUUCCUUGGAGCAUGGAUAUAUGGGAGUUAACCUUGGUUUGGGGGCUAUUACAUAGAAACGACGUUUGUUUAUAAUGUAUAUGAUGGGAAACACUGCCAUAGAUGCAAUGAAAGCCCACCACUGUUGUUUAAUCUGACCA
Botrytis cinerea B05.10 is the source of this 2437-nucleotide messenger RNA. RefSeq names its product Bcpho23 (gene Bcpho23). Gene Ontology annotation, biological process: regulation of DNA-templated transcription. The transcript has 3 exons. Gene Ontology annotation, cellular component: Rpd3L-Expanded complex; nucleus; Rpd3L complex. The record is from RefSeq and is a predicted model, not a curated record. The coding region runs from base 80 to 2203 and encodes 707 amino acids. NCBI's taxonomy places the organism in Eukaryota, Fungi, Ascomycota, Leotiomycetes, Helotiales, Sclerotiniaceae.